GCCGCGGCGAUGGCGGCGGCGGCGGCGGGCCCGGCGCGGCGGCGGCGGCCGGAGCGGGAGGAGGCGGCGGAGCCUCCGCCGAGCCCCACCGGGUCCCCCAAGAGCGCCGGUAGCGGGCCCGGGCUGGCGCGGCGGCUGCUGGGGUUCGAGCUGCGGGAGCUGACGCGAUGGCAGCGCUUCGUGCGGCUGCUGCACCGGCCGCAGGACCCCGCCGCGCUCGGGGCUUUCCGCGCAGCCUUCGGGCUGCUGAUGGCCCUGGACGUGCCGCAGGAGCGCGGCCUCGGGCACCUGGACCAGCGGUACCUGGACGGGCUGGAGGUGUGCCGCUUCCCCCUGCUGCCCUUCCUGGCACCGCUGCCCCUGGACUGGAUGUACCUGCUCUACACCGUCAUGUUCCUGGGAGCGCUGGGCAUCAUGCUGGGCUGCUGCUACCGGCUGAGCUGCGUGGCGUUCCUGUGCCCCUACUGGUACCUGCUGCUGCUGGACAAAACCUCCUGGAACAACCACUCCUACCUCUACGGGCUGCUGGGCUUCCAGCUGGCACUGCUGGGCGCUGACCGCUACGGGGCUCUGGCAGUGGGUGGCACACUGGGGACAGUGACAGUGGCCUUGUCCCCCCCCCCGUGUCCCCCCAGCUCCGUGGACGGGCUCUUCCGGCCCCAGAAGCGGAACGCCCACGUGCCACUCUGGAACUACGCCCUGCUGCGUGCCCAGGUGUUCAUCGUGUACUUCAUCGCGGGGCUGAAGAAGCUGGACGCAGACUGGGUGGGGGGCUUCUCCAUGGGGACCCUGGCCCGGCACUGGCUCUUUGCACCCUUCAGGCUGGUGCUGUCGGAGGAGCUGACCAGCCGGCUGGUGGUGCACGGGGGCGGGCUGCUGCUCGACCUCUCCGCCGGCUUCCUGCUCUUCUUCGACGCCACGCGGCCCCUGGCCCUCGUCUUCGUCACCUACUUCCACUGCAUGAACUCCCAGCUCUUCAGCAUCGGGCUACAACAACUGGACCAACGGGCUCUACGGCUACUCGUGGGACAUGAUGGUGCACUCCCGCUUCCACCAGCACGUCAAGAUCACCUACAGGGACGGGCUCACCGGGGAGGUGGGCUACCUGAAACCAGGGGCGUUCACGCAGAGCCGCCGCUGGCGGGACCACGCCGACAUGCUGAAGCAGUACUCGGCCUGCCUGAGCCGGCUGCUGCCGCGCUACAACGUCAGCCAGCCCCAGAUCUACUUCGACGUCUGGGUGUCCAUCAACGAGCGCUUCCAGCAGAGGCUCGUGGACCCCCGGGUGGACCUGGUCCGUGCCCCCUGGUCCCCGUGGACCCCCACGCCGUGGCUGCUCCCGCUGCUCGUGGACCUGUCGCCGUGGCGGCAGCGGCUGCAGGAGCUGGAGGCGCAGCUGGACGGACACACGGACACCGUGUUCAUCGCAGACUUCCCCGGCCUGCACCUGGAGAACUUUGUGAGCGAGGACCUGGGCAACACGAGCCUGCGGGUGCUGCGGGGGCAGGUGCUGGUGGAGCUGGUGGAGCAGCAGCAGAACCGCUCUCUGCAGGAGGGCGAGGCCAUGCAGCUGCCGGCGGGGCAGUACCACAAGGUGCACACGGUGUCCCCCGAGCCCUCGUGCUACAUGUACCUGUACGUGAACACCACGGCGCUGGAGCUGGAGCAGAAGCUGACGCGGCUGCGGGAGCUGCGGGAGCGCGUGCGCAACGGCACCGAACAGUCCCCGCUGCCCCCCGAGCUGCAUCCCCUGCUGGGGGAGCCCCUGCCCGCGGGGGCCCCCCUGGACCCGCUGGUGUCGCUGCUCCUGCGGCGGGAGCAGCGCCAGCAGCGCCGCGAGCGCCAGGCCAGCCCUGCCCAGCGCCUGCGGCGCUUCCUCCGCAGGAAGUUCUUCCUCUUCCGCCGCAGUGCCCUGAUGACGCUGAUCGCGCUGCGGAACCUGGCGCUGGGCCGCCCGGCCCCGGAGCGCCUGGCACAGGAGGUGGCCUUCGCCAGCUGGCGCGGCGAGGAGGAGGAGGCUCAGCCCGAGGCCGAUGGGGGGGCCCAGAGGGGCCCCGAGCUCUGAACACCCCAAAUAAAUGCAGUUUUGUAAGCCAGAAAUGCUCCCGUGCCUCGGUUUCCCCCGGUGCCCCAGAUUCGUUCCCCACCCUCUGUGCCCCUUUCCCUCCAUCCCUCAGCCACGUUCCCUUCCUGCUUCCUCCACCCCAUCUCCCCCUGUGCCUGUUUCCCCUCACACCCUGCUUCCCCCGAGCUCAUUUCCCUCACAUCCCUUUUCCCUUUCCUCGGUAUUCCCCCAAACCCCAAUUUCCCCCACACCUGCUGCCCCAAUGCUCAUUCCUGCCUCUUUCCCCCCAUUCCAGUACCUGUUCCCCCACACACUUUCUCCCUCUCUACUCCCCCACAUCCCACCUUCCCUCGUACCCCAAUUUCUCCAUCUGCAGUGCCUCAGUUCCCAAAAUCCCUCAGAGCUCCCCCCGUGUCCCCCACACACUCGAGGUGGCACCGUCUAACCCAUCGCUUUUAUUGAGAUUCUUUUCUUUUUUUUUUGAGUUCAUUUUUUUUUUGGAUUCAGUGGAUCAAAACAUUCGGACGAAACCUCCCGAAAAUAGUAAAACCAAGAGAAAAAAAUAAAAAUAAAACCC
Molecule: messenger RNA, 2642 nt
Organism: Passer montanus (Eurasian tree sparrow)
Lineage: Eukaryota; Metazoa; Chordata; Aves; Passeriformes; Passeridae
Gene: GGCX
Product: gamma-glutamyl carboxylase
Exons: 14
Coding region: 10-2631 (873 amino acids)
Biological process (GO): peptidyl-glutamic acid carboxylation
Molecular function (GO): gamma-glutamyl carboxylase activity; vitamin binding
Source: RefSeq, a predicted model, not a curated record